AUGCCUGAUCUCGCGUUAAAAAACCAAGACAUGCCGCAAUCAAAUAAUGGAAGUACAACAAAUGCGCAUGUAAUACCCAACAUUUUCACCGAUGAUCUUGUUACUUUCCACGAAUCCCAUUUCUCGCACACCGCCGUCGCCGUCUUUGGAUCUGAAUUCCUAGACUCACCCUCCCAGGAUCAAACUCAAGAUGAGGCCGUCGAUGGCAACUGGGAGGAGGAUGACGACAGCCUGGGCUAUUAUCCGGAUGGUGUGAAAAGGACCUUGACGGAUGCGCAAAUCGAGAUAUUUCGACAUUCAGAACUCGAAACUCUGCGCAAAGAGAAAGAAAGAGCGAAACAUCUACGCUCAAAAGAAACAGCGCCAUCGAGCGAGGUCAUGGAUUUGAGUGAUGCUACCCAUAUCUCCACGCAAACUAAAAACAUGACGUCCUCAUUACCCACUUCCUUCCAGAGCAAUAAGAAACGAAAGAAGAAGAAAGGUCUUCAGCGCCCUCGCCCCGAACCGAAACCAGACUUGCGCAAACGAACCUGGGACGUUGUGGACAAGGGCUUGGACUCGCUGGAGUACGACUAA
This is a messenger RNA of Fusarium fujikuroi IMI 58289, 576 nucleotides long. RefSeq lists its product as uncharacterized. The coding region runs from base 1 to 576 and encodes 191 amino acids. Lineage: Eukaryota; Fungi; Ascomycota; Sordariomycetes; Hypocreales; Nectriaceae. The transcript has 2 exons. The record is from RefSeq and is a predicted model, not a curated record.